Messenger RNA from Cavenderia fasciculata, 3747 nucleotides. It is a transcript of the gene ap4e1, whose product is annotated as adaptin N-terminal domain-containing protein. The transcript has 5 exons. Lineage: Eukaryota; Evosea; Eumycetozoa; Acytosteliales; Cavenderiaceae. Gene Ontology annotation, cellular component: membrane coat; AP-4 adaptor complex. The record is from RefSeq and is a predicted model, not a curated record. Gene Ontology annotation, biological process: receptor-mediated endocytosis; intracellular protein transport. Gene Ontology annotation, molecular function: cargo adaptor activity. Bases 1 to 3747 code for a protein of 1248 amino acids.
AUGUCAUUCAAUCCAAUCAAAUUAUUAAAGUUGACUGAACAAGCAAAGAUACAGGUACCUUCAUGGCUGACAUCCAUUCAAAAUACAAUAUUGGAUCUAGACUUUUUCGAGUUGGUCCAAAACAUAUGCUCUGCCGUUUCAAGAGAAGAAGAGGAACGUAUCAUUAAAACUGAACUCAUCAAGUUAAAACAUGCAUUCUCUUCAUCUGAUCAACAAAAAGCAAAGAAAAGAGAAUGUUUGGUACGUAUGAUAUAUUGUCAUAUGUUGGGAUAUGAUGUACCAUUUGGACAUGUUCAAGCAUUGAAUAUGACACAGGAUAGUAGUAUGUUGAACAAGAGAACUGGCUAUCUCACACUGUCACUGUGUCUACCAGAGAAGCAUGAAAUGUUGAUUAUGGCUGUUAAUUCAAUCUUGAAAGGUUUGGCAUCAUCCAAUUAUGUAGAGGUUUGCUCGGCAUUGACUGCCUUGUCGAUGUUGGGCGAUGAAGAGACGACACCUGCCUUUUUACCACGUGUUCUUGCUCUGCUGUCAAGUUCACAAAAACCAGUGGUCAGAAAGAAAUGUGUCUCUGCUCUGCACAGACUCUACUCUAAAUCACCAGAUAUCUUUUCACAACUACAAGAUGCACUACGUAUUGCAUUGUGCGAUCGUGAUCCUACAGUCAUGGCAGCUUCACUUGCUCUGUUUUUGGAUGCAUCAAAGGUGGAAGAGACACGCAAUAACAUUCGAGAUUUGGUACCCAGCUUUGUAUCGAUUCUCAAACAGGUAUCGGAGGGAAGAUUACCUGCACAAUUCAUAUACCAUGGAAUGCCACAUCCAUGGCUACAAGUAUCCCUUCUCAAAUUGCUGUCGAAUCUUGGCGCCAAUGACCAGUCUGCCUCUGAACACAUGUACCAAGUCAUUGUGUUUGUCAUGAAUCAAGCUCGUCGAAUGAAAAACAAUGCCGGUUUCUCGGUUCUCUACGAGGGAAUCAAAACUAUCACCACGAUUGUUCCCCACCAAGAGAUAUUGACAGCGGCUGCAGAAGCCAUCCCCACCCUACUCAAAGGUCGUCACAAUAACCUUCGCUAUCUUGGCAUUAAAGCCCUUACAUCGAUUGUAAAGGUGUCGCCAAAAUCAGUGACCGCUCAUCAACUAGAUGUCAUUGAAUGUCUCGAAUCAAACGAUGAAACUCUCAAGAGAAAGAGUUUGGAUCUUCUCUAUCGAAUGACAAACAGCAAGAAUAUAGUACCAAUCUGUGCAAAGUUGAUUGACCAUCUCAUCUCGACCGACGAUGAGUAUCUCAAAGGUGAAUUAGUCACUCGUAUAUCUGACCUCGCCGAGAAAUACUCACCCAACGACUAUUGGUACAUUGAAUGUAUUAUAAAACUUUUAAAUGUUCAAGGUUCAAGAGUACCCGAACAAUCAGCCUACAACUUGAUCAAAUUAAUUGCAAAUGGUACUGGAAACGAACAACAAGAUAUCGAUAUUAAAAAACAUGCAAUCAAUCUAUCUUGGAAUAUUCUUGAUCAAUAUACUGAUCUAAAUAACACGAGUAAUGGUAAUCAAGUUAAUGGUGGUCAUUUAUCGGAAUUAUUGGUUAGAGUAUUAUGUUGGAUCUUGAGUGAAUAUUCUUAUUUGGAAGUACCACAAGAAGAGAGAACAGAGUCAUUGGAAAGUGUCAUUAAUUUUAUUUGUGAUUAUUUGGAAUUGGAUUAUGAUGGCAACACUAAAUCGUGGUUAUUGGGUAAUUUGGCAAAAUUGUCUGCUCAAAUUGGAAAGGUACUGCCACAAGUACUUUUGGUGGCUAAAAAGAACUUGGGUUCACGUUAUCUCAUGACCCAACAAAAGGCAAACGAAUUGAUUCAAUUGGCCAACGACCAACAAAUGUUGGACAAUGUUUGUCCAAGAGAUGCCUACUGUAACGAAGUAGACAUUUCUACACUUGCCAAAAAACUUGGACAACACGCAAGAAAUCAAGUUCAAGCAGGUCAUUCAAAACCUUACAUUCCAAAACAAAAUAGAACAAAAUCUUCCUCUUUACAGUUGAUUGAUAUCGGAGUUGAACAUAAUCCAACAAAGGAAAAGGAAUUAAAUUUUGAAUAUCCUACUCCUCCUUCAAUCUUUAAUAAUAACAGUAAUAAUAAUGCAUUGGCAAUUCAUCAACCUCUUGUACCAAUUCUAACAGGUCAAACGAGUACUGGUGAUCAAAAAUCAUUAGAAUUGGUUCCAGUCGGCAGCAAUAAUGAAAAUCAAUUGGCUGUUGCCGUUGUUAGACAACCCGAACAUAAUGAACCAAUUGUUCCAAAACCUAAAAAGGUUGUUUGGACUAAACAAGGUUAUACUGGUAAUAUUCAACCUGUCGCUCCAAUUCAACAAAAUCCUCAACCAACCAAUCAACAAUCAAACAAUCAACAACAAACUAAUCCUCAACAAAACCCUCAACAAAAUAAUAAUAAUCAACCACAACAAAGAAACAUUCCAACAAGACCAGUUGAUGAAAAGAAAGAAAAAAUGGCAAGAGAAUUAUUUGGAGAAAUGGAAGAUGAUUCACAUACUUUGAGUGUAUCUGAUAGAAUACAUCAUCAAAGACCAAAACCAAAUAUUCACACCACCAACAGCAACAACGCACCUGCUAUAAAACAACAAGGCAAUUAUACCGAGGACUUAAUUAAUCUUUCAAUCAAUGAUUCUACAGUUACAUCACCUCCUAUUGUUGGUAACAAUAAUAAUAAUAAUACUUCACUUGUAGAUAUAGAGGAAACAAAUAAUCCAGUUUAUCAACAUAUGGCAGGAGUUAAUGAUAUUACCAAAGAAUUACAAUUGGAAUUGGCUCCCAAACCAAACUAUGAUCAUUUAUUGGAUGGUGGUGACCUCAACAGCACUGAUCAAAAUGCAAUUGUCUUAUCACCUCCAUCAUCAUCACCAACCACAUCUCAUCAUCGAUUAGCUUCUCAAAUUAAUCCAGGCAAUUCUUUUUUACUCAAUAAUUUAAAUUUAACUUCAAUCUACCAUUCUUAUAUAAAACCAACAACAAUUAAACCAAGACAAUAUCAAUUGUAUAGUGAUAGUAAUAUAGUAUUAUCAACCAUAUCAAUUCCAAAGACAAACAAUUCAAAUUUUAUUUUACUUUUAUUAAUUUCAAAUAAUCAAUCAAGUCAUCCUUUGACCAAUCUUGUUACAACUAUUGGUAAAAAUGAUUUAUAUAAACUUGAAUUUGACGGAGAUUCAAUUGUAGAUAUUAAAGAUAAUCAAUUAACAAUCCAAGAAUUAAAUCCAAAGUUGACUGUAUUACAAGUUUUAGAAGUAGAUUUAAAAAAAACUGGUCAUUCAAUAUCAAUUCAUUUAGAUAUUCAAUUCACAAUCAAUUCCGUAUUAAAAACGAUUCCUAAUCUUUUAAUUCCAAUUGAUAUUUCGGAUUUCCUAGUACCAAUUAACAUUGAUAAAGAACAAUUUAAAUUAAAAUGGGAAGAAUUUUCACAAGAAAGAGAAGUAGUAAAUUUACAAAAUGUAACAUCAAAUAUACAAUGUCAAUUUGAGAAUGGACUUGCUCUAGGUAAAUUACAACCAACUCUGGAUGAUAAAAACUAUGUAUAUGGAUCAAGUCGUUUGGAAUCAGAAUCUAUUCAAAUAGCUGGAGAAGGAUUACUUUUAUUUAAAGCCAAUUUCAUAGCCAAACCACCAAUCAUUUCAAUCAAAACAAAUGAUAAGAAUUUUGUUGAAGUUUGUCUUAGACACUGUUAUAAAAUAAUGCAUUCAAACAAAUAA